GAAACUCGGUGCUGCCGCAUCGUCAUCAUCAAAGUGGGAAACAGGCCGCAUGACAUGUGUACUGCUGAUACCCGUCUAAGAACAGUAAUAGUUUAAAGUUGUUUUAAUAAAGUCACAGCUCGUCAAAGUAAGAAAAUGCCCAAGAAACUGAAAGAAGAAGAAGAGUGGGAGGGCGAUGAAGUCGACCCUGUGGCGGAAAAAACAGUGAAGAAAGGAAAGAAAGAUAAAAAGGGGAAGAAGAGUUUCUUCGAGGAACUUGCCACAGAGAGCAAAGCAGAAAAGAUAGAUGAGGCGACUGUGAAGGACACAAAGGCAAAGCAGCCUCAGAAAAAGAAGAAAGAUCGCCGAAAAGGAAGAGGUGCAGAUGGAAAUGAGGAUGAUGAAGAUGAGGAGGUCAUGCAGAGGCUGAAAAAGCUGUCAGUGCAGCCCAGUGAUGAAGAGGAAGAAGAGCCUGUCAUCGUCCCCAGUAAAGGAGGCAAGAAGGGCAAGGGUGGAAACAUCUUUGCUGCUCUCAGCCAGGGCCAGAGUAAUGAUGAUGAGGAUGAGGAUGAGGACGAGCCCUCAAACAAGGAGGUUGAGAAGCUUUCUAAAAGCAAGAAAAAAGAUAAAUCUAAGCUCAAGAAGGUGAAGGCUGCAUCUGAUGAAGAGGAUGAGGAAGAGAAGAUGGAUGAGGAUGAAAAGAAACCUGCAAAGAAGACCAAGAAGGCAGAUGCCAAAGACUCCAAAGAGGAUGAGGAGAAACCGAAGAAAGGCAAGAAAGAGCAGCCAAAGGGAAAACCUACUGAGCGGUCACACAGUGAUGAUGAAGAUGAAGAGGAAGAUGAUAGCGAUGGAGCCGACACAAUGAUGUGUGCUGAGGAUGUUAUUGCAGCGCAGGACAAGCAGCAGGAUGAUGACCCAUUUGCUAAUCUUUCCAAAAAAGAGAAGAAGAAAAAAAAGAAACAGAUGGAGUAUGAACGUCAGGUCGCCAGUGUUCGGGCUCAGAACGCCAUAGAGGGAGAUUUCUCGGUUUCUCAAGCUGAGUUGUCUUCUAGACAGGCCAUGCUGGAGAACGCCUCAGACAUCAAGCUGGAGAGGUUUAGCAUAUCUGCUCAUGGAAAGGAACUCUUUGUCAACGCUGACCUUCUGAUUGUGGCAGGAAGAAGAUAUGGUUUGGUCGGACCAAAUGGCAAAGGAAAGACCACUUUACUAAAACAUAUUGCCAACAGAGCCCUCAGUAUUCCCCCCAACAUUGACGUGUUGCUCUGUGAGCAAGAGGUGGUAGCAGACGACACACCAGCGGUGCAGGCGGUGCUGAAGGCGGACACCCGGCGUCUGAAGCUUCUUGACGAGGAGAAACGGCUCCAGGCUCUCCUGGAGAAAGGAGAGGACAGUGUAGCGGAGAGGUUGGAGAAGAUCUAUGAAGAGCUCAGGGUGAUCGGAGCUGCAGCUGCUGAGGCUAAAGCCCGAAGGAUCCUGGCUGGUCUGUCUUUCACCCCUGAGAUGCAGAACAGACCCACCAAGAAGUUUUCAGGAGGCUGGAGAAUGAGAGUCUCUCUGGCCAGAGCUCUCUUCAUGGAGCCCACUCUGCUGAUGCUGGACGAGCCCACCAACCAUCUGGACCUGAACGCUGUCAUCUGGCUCAACAACUACCUUCAAGGCUGGAAGAAGACUCUCCUCAUAGUUUCCCACGACCAGAGUUUCCUUGAUGACGUUUGCACGGAUAUCAUCCAUCUGGAUAACCAGAAACUCUACUAUUACAGGGGCAAUUACCUGACCUUCAAGAAGAUGUAUGUGCAGAAGCAGAAGGAGCUCCAGAAACAGUAUGAUAAGCAGGAGAAGAAACUCAAAGACUUAAAGGCUGGUGGCAAGUCGACCAAGCAGGCUGAGAAGCAGACUAAGGAAGCCCUGACCAGAAAGCAACAGAAAGGCAAGAAGAAGGGAGGUAUGGAGGAAGAGAGCCAGGAGACCCCAGAGCUGCUGAAGCGACCUAAAGAAUACACCGUCAAGUUCACAUUCCCCAACCCACCUCCACUCUCUCCACCCAUCUUGGGAUUACACAGUGUUGACUUUGGGUAUGAGGGUCAGAAACCCCUGUUCAAGAAUGUGGACUUUGGAAUUGACAUGGAGUCGAGGAUUUGCAUAGUUGGACCCAACGGUGUGGGAAAGAGUACUCUGCUGCUGCUCCUCACUGGCAAAUUAAACCCAACCAAAGGAGAGAUGAGGAAGAAUCAUCGGCUGAAAGUGGGCUUCUUCAAUCAGCAGUAUGCUGACCAGUUGAACAUGGAGGAGGCAGCCACAGAGUACCUGAUGAGGAACUUCAACCUCCCCUACCAGGACAGCAGGAAGUGCCUGGGACGUUUUGGCCUGGAGAGUCACGCACACACCAUUCAGAUAGCCAAACUAUCAGGAGGUCAGAAGGCCAGAGUAGUGUUUGCUGAACUUGCCUGCAGGCAACCUGAUGUACUUAUAUUGGAUGAACCCACUAACAAUCUGGAUAUUGAGUCGAUUGAUGCCUUAUCAGAGGCCAUCAAUGAGUACAAAGGAGCGGUGAUCAUUGUGAGUCACGAUGCCAGACUCAUCACGGAGACUCAGUGCCAGCUCUGGGUGGUGGAGGACAGUACAGUCAACCAGAUCGAUGGAGACUUUGACGACUACAAACGGGAGGUGCUCGAGGCCCUGGGAGAGACCCUGGUUCACAAGUCCAAGGAGUGACAGCACAGCCAGCCACAGCAACAUUAACAGCUCCAGCUCUAGCAGGGCUACACGAUCCUCUGGGGUCAUGUGCUACCUACACUUCUGUGGAUGGGUUGCCAUGUUUCACCAAGGUGUCAUGGAGAAUGGAAUAGAACUGGGGAAGAUACUGGAGUGUUACUCCCGCUAUUGAAGACAUGGCAAUGCAUCAACACUGAAUUCAUAUAUAUAUGUAUAAAUAAAGCUCUCUAACAUGGACUACCCAACAAUAUCUUGAAUAAUGGUCUUUGUUAAACAUCUGCAAUAGCCAAACCAAUAAAGCAAUUUGUCUUCUUA
This is a messenger RNA of Myripristis murdjan (pinecone soldierfish), 3009 nucleotides long. RefSeq names its product ATP-binding cassette, sub-family F (GCN20), member 1 (gene abcf1). Gene Ontology annotation, molecular function: ATP binding; ATP hydrolysis activity. The record is from RefSeq and is a predicted model, not a curated record. The transcript has 27 exons. NCBI's taxonomy places the organism in Eukaryota, Metazoa, Chordata, Actinopteri, Holocentriformes, Holocentridae. Bases 136 to 2694 code for a protein of 852 amino acids.